AUGGCCUCUUCCUCGCCAGAGCUGCCAGCCCCGUUCGCCGCUGAGACGGUCAACACAUUCUCUUACAAGGACGCAACUGAAGAAGAAAUUCUCGAAGAUCUGACAAGUCGCUUCAUUCUCAACCUACCGGACGAAGAGCUAGCAUCUCUGGAACGGAUAUGUUUUCAAGUCGAACAAGCACAUUGGUACUACGACGAUUUUAUCCGAGAGCAAAAUCCCAAAUGCCCGUCCCUUCCACUCAAGAAGUUCACUGCAAUGAUGUUUACGCACUGUCCCAUAUUACAACAUUGGAAUCAUGAAGAAGCGUUCGAGAAGUUCAUGGCAUACAAGACGAAAGUACCAGUGUGCGGCGCAAUCAUGCUCAACAGCACAUGGGAUAAGUGCGUACUUGUCAAAGGUUGGAAGUCGUCGUCUGGAUGGGGCUUCCCCAAAGGAAAGAUCAACGAAGUGGAGGAGAAGCAUCUAUGCGCUGUCCGCGAGGUUCUCGAGGAAACAGGUUACAAUCUAGCCGGAAAAAUAAAUCCAACACACUAUCUUGAAACCGUCAACGGUGGGCAACUGGUCACGCUGUUUGUUGUACCGGGCGUUCCAGAAGAUUAUCCUUUCCGGACAAAGACGCGCAAGGAGAUCAGCAAAAUAGAAUGGUUCCGUUUGGUCGACCUGCCAGGGUGGAAGCGAAACAAGCAACCCGCCGGGAAGUUCUACCUGAUUUCACCGUUCGUCGGCCCCUUGAAAGCUUGGAUCAAUGCUCAUAAACCGAAGAAGGGUCGCAAGGGUUGUUCGACGGAAAGUGCGACGCCCAAGAAGGUAAAAUCACCCGUGCCCGUUCCUAUCCCACCAUCGGAGCCCGAUGCCUUGCAAGAUUCAAGCUCUCAGUCAUCCUCUAUGGACAACGGCGACCCUCAGACACCUUCACCGCUCUACGCGGAGUCGACAGGUGUAAAGAUUGUUGGAGAAGAAGGCAUGGCAAAUGACCAUCCCGACAGUCAGCAGAUGGAAUCGAUGGACCCGCAACUUGCCCGCCUGUUGACUGGCCUUACGCUAUCUGCCAACGCUGCGCCUUCCGACAAAGCUGGGCUCGUGCCGCAGAAUAACCCCCAACUAGGCAAUGUUUCGUCUACAACGACGUCAUCGAUAUCCACGAUUGUUCCCAUCCCUCCGGCCCCCGAACCUGUUCACGGACCUAACCAACCUGCUCAGCAAGACCCCGGUGCUCAGAGUGCGAGCAAUGCAGUGGUUACAAGCCCUGGUCCGUCUGAGGCAAAGCCGAUGUCACCAACAAAUUCGACGCUUGCUCCUCGUUCUCCUGUCCCUCUCCCGCCUUUGCCGAACAACUUUGGCAAACUUCAUCCCCUUCAGGACGUCAUGGCAAGAUCCAGGACAAGCCAGGGCGUUCACCGCGGAGGUCACCACGCUCCGGGUACCAUGAGCAUGAACCAACAUCAGUUGCUUUCACUGAUUAAUGGAGGACGGCCGAAUGCUCCCCCAAGCUCUCCGCCAUCGCAUUUCUCUCCUCCCUACCCUACUAUGUUUGGCAUGCCCCAGCCCAUGUACCCACCUGGUCCACAGGCCAUUUACCAACCUAACCCAAGCUUCCCUCCACACUUUCAACAUGAUGGCCCACCUCAUCCUGAUGGACUCAACCCGAUGCUCCGACCUCGUCCAUUCUCCACUGCACCUAUGCCCCCGGGCCCGUCCCUUGCGACUAAACCCAUUAAUCCCUCUGCCAGUGCUCUGUUGUCUCUCUUGACUUCGAAUCCUGUCCCACCCCAGCAGCCCCAAGCCUUUGUAUCGAAUACACAAAUUGUUAUCCAGAACUGCAACUUCUUCAAUUCGGCCCAGGGAAUACUUGAUUGGGUCGAGUGGGCAUCCACCCACAAUACCAUGGUCACUUCGGCGGCCAGAGUCUUAUGGCGAGUUGGCCGAGGAAAGGGGAAUGGUUUUACCUGGAUUAAUCCGGGGGCGAGUAUACCGCGAGCAUCUGGUCGAGCCUCUCGUGGCCGAACCAAGUCGCCUCAUAACGAGAGGAUGGGACCGUAA
Messenger RNA from Coprinopsis cinerea okayama7#130, 2040 nucleotides. RefSeq names its product DCP2. Bases 1 to 2040 code for a protein of 679 amino acids. The record is from RefSeq and is a predicted model, not a curated record. The transcript is spliced from 11 exons. Lineage: Eukaryota; Fungi; Basidiomycota; Agaricomycetes; Agaricales; Psathyrellaceae. Gene Ontology annotation, cellular component: cytoplasm; P-body. Gene Ontology annotation, biological process: nuclear-transcribed mRNA catabolic process, nonsense-mediated decay; deadenylation-dependent decapping of nuclear-transcribed mRNA. Gene Ontology annotation, molecular function: manganese ion binding; 5'-(N(7)-methylguanosine 5'-triphospho)-[mRNA] hydrolase activity; RNA binding.